UGUACACAAAGAUCUCCAGUGCUUGUUGAUACUAUCACAUGCAUUUCUGACUUGGGGCAGUCUCAGGAUGUCAGUACUUUACAAACUUCUACCGAAGUGAACGGUGUGAUGCCGUACGUUGCUCCCGAAGUAUUAUGUAUACGACCAUACACUAAAGCCGCAGAUAUAUACAGUUUUGGAAUGAUCAUGUGGGAAUUCACCUCUUUUCAAUUGCCAUUUUACGAACGUUCACGUGAUAUUGAUUUAGCAUUUAGUAUUUGUGAUGGUUUACGCCCAAAGCCUAUUGAGGGAACACCGCCCUGCUAUAUAGAACUAAUGCAACAAUGUUGGAAUUCUGAUCCAAAAAAACGUCCUACAGCAGAAUACAUAGCAAAUACGUUGCAAGGCUGGUUCGAAGGUUCAAAUGAGAACAUUUCGAAUCAAUUUAAAACCGCUGACGAAUUUAAUUCAGUUAAUCCCGUACGAGAAAAUUCACAAUCAGUUCACAAAUCAGCCAUUUAUACUAGUCGCCUUUUACCAACUAUUCCUAUUGCCAAUAAUUACAGUACGCGUCAAUUCGAUUUUAUACUACCCGACGAAAAUUAAAUCAUGUGUUACAAAUUGUUAAGUUUACAAAGUCUCGGAGGAAUGAACAUGUAACCUUAUACAAAAAUAUAUGUGUAUACGUAUAAUUAAUAUAAAUACAACUCACUAUAUGUCGAAUCAAGCUCUAUAGUUUAAUUCGAUAAAUGUUUGAAUUUC
Molecule: messenger RNA, 741 nt
Organism: Rhizophagus irregularis DAOM 181602=DAOM 197198
Lineage: Eukaryota; Fungi; Glomeromycota; Glomeromycetes; Glomerales; Glomeraceae
Source: RefSeq, a predicted model, not a curated record